CAAAUCCAGAAUAUGUUUACGCUUGUUCUUUUCAUUUUUAGUAUUACUUUCUGCCCAUCAUACCAAACGUUAACAUUUACUGUAUUGCCAUCGAAUGUUACUCUCUCUGAAUCUUAUCUUAAAUUGUCUUGUUCUUCUAAACACCAAAUAUUUCCAAUUAUUUGGAGUCAUAAUGGCAAGGAUAUAGCCGAAAACUGUCGAUUUUACAUAGAAAAUCAUCGUUAUAUAUGUAACAGACUAAAUGAUGUGUAUGAAAUUUAUAUACCGCACGUCAAAUUCGAAGACAGAGGCAACUGGUCUUGUGCCCACGGACCGAAAUCUCAAAGAACUAUUAAUAUUGAUGUUUUGGUAAAAGCAAAUGUUUAUCCACCGAAAUUAUUAACACUUUCAUCUAGUGCAAAAUUGUCUAUCAGUCAAAAUCCUACAAUCAUUAAUAAAGUUGAUACAAGUCGAUUAGAAGAAAAAUCUAUGAUUGGAUAUAUUUACGGUCUAGGUACUUUAAAUAAUCCAAUUGAUUUAAUAAAUACAAAAGCAUAUACAGAAAAUGGAAUUUUUAUUGAAUGUACCACAUCAUGUGCAACAUCAGUUAAAGGUAUUAAUUGGAAGGCGAAGAAUUCAACAUGGAGUCACAAUUUACAUGUACAAUCAGGCAUUAACAAUGAUGAUGAUGAUGAUUAUAUUGAUGACAGUUUGUACAAUCGAUUUCAUAGAUUAUCACAUAAAUCACAAUAUACUGAUCCUGUUUGUGAGGUUGGCUUGAAAUCGGUUAAAAGUCGUAUACAAAUUAAAUGUGCUUCUGGAAAAAGUCAAACAUCAUCCACACUUUUAUCACACACAUUAGUUGGAUUAAAUAAAAUCACUUGUUUUCCGUAUUAUGAUAAAGAAAUAGAGAAUAAAUUGUCCAAAGUAACACGUUACAUUGAUGAACACCAUAAAGGAAUUAAUUCUCAAUUUAUAUUACAUAGUAAAAACAAUCCCUCUGAUGUAACUCAGUCGGAUUGUUUUAUUGAUGAAGGUAAUGGUCUGUCACAAGCAGCUGCUUGUAUCUAUGUUUUAUGUCCAGGUCAACCGGUGGCGUGGUUUACAUUCGGUGAAAAAGUCGCUCUUGGUUCAUCUGCUGCUUUAUUUCUUGUAUUGAGCAUGUUAUUUUGUUAUAUAACACGUCAACGUCGUCGUGCUAAACGUAAAGCAGACAUGUCACCCGGGCAACAACAUGAAAUUGAACUGAUGUUAUGAAAUUUCAACUCAUUCAUAUUUCUAUGUCUCCCGUUUUCUAUGUACAGUGAAUGCAGCAUGGUAUUGAUUUCGAUUGUUAUAAUGAGAGUGUUUCCUUAUAGUUGUGUAUGUGCGUGUUAACUUUAUCUUCAUACAUUGUAUCAAUUGAUCAUUUUUUAAAAUAUUAUUUUGUCUAUUUUCAUGUGAUAUAUUUUAUAUAUGAAUGAAUUCUAGUGUACAGUCAAUAAAAAUUUCGUUUAAUUUGUAUCAUAUUUCUUUUUUUUAUCGUGUACACUUUUUUGCUUUUCAUUUUUUCUAUUUGGUAUUUUAGAAUUCUUUAUGUGUAUGUAAAUGUAUAUCAUGAAUGUAUAUAUAUAUAUAUAUAUAUAUAUAUAUA
Schistosoma turkestanicum is the source of this 1612-nucleotide messenger RNA. The record is from the annotation of a GenBank genome assembly. Lineage: Eukaryota; Metazoa; Platyhelminthes; Trematoda; Strigeidida; Schistosomatidae.